AUGGGCAUCUAUACCAAACUUCCCGAGGAGAUCCGCCAGGUGGAUGUGAUUGUAGCCGGAGGCAAGUGUUUCGUCAGAGGCACUGCAGGAUGUGUCAUUGCUUCCCGACUCGCGGAGGCUGAUCCAGAGCUCUCCAUUCUGGUUAUUGAGCAGGGCAUGAACAAUCACAACAUUCCUGAAGUAGUGUAUCCGGCUCUGUUCCCGCAGAACUUGAAGGAGGACAGCAAGACGGCCCUUUUCUGGCAGGGCAACUUCGCGCCCCAGCUAGGUAAUCGCGCGCCUGUCGUUCCAUCUGGGGGCACUCUCGGAGGCGGAUCGAGUAUCAAUUGGAUGGUAUACACGCGCGCGCAGCGCAGUGACUUUGACUCAUGGAAUAUGCCGGGCUGGUCCGCAAAUGAUCUCUUCCCGUAUCUCAGAAAGUUCGAGACAUAUCAUGGCCGCGGUGAGCGUGAGCAUCACGGAUAUGAUGGUCCGAUCAACAUCUCCAAAGGCACAUUCACUGCAAAGAGGGCAGAGAAUGACUUUAUCGAAGCCGCAGCCAAGCUUGGAUAUCGUGAGCUCAAGGACCUGCAGAAUUUGGAUGCCAACGACGGGGUCGAGCGCUGGUUGAGAUAUGUUGGACCAGAUGGACGUCGCCAGGACGCUGCGCACAGGUUCUUGCAUCCAAAGCUCCAGAGUGGCGGGUACCCGAACCUGCACGUCCUGACAGAGACUCAUGUCGUCAGAGUACUCAUUGAAGGUGGACGAGCGUGCGGUGUGGAGUACCAGCCCAAUCCAAAAUUCAGCACCGAUGAUACGAAACGAAAAAUUCGUGCCUCCAAGAUGGUCUGCGUGUCUGCCGGCGCCAAUGCUACGCCACUUAUCCUCGAACGCUCAGGCGUCGGGAAUCCCGAUGUCUUGAGGAGAGCCGGAGUGCAACUGAUCCAGCCUCUGCGAGGCGUCGGCGAUCAGUAUCAAGAUCACCAUCUAUCACUGUGGGCAUACCGUACCGAUCUGAGUCCGCGUGAGGCCAUUAAUGGCUUCAACGAUGGUCGCUUUGACGUUCAUGAAGCGAUCCGCAAGCAUGAUGAAUUGCUCGGCUGGAACUCUAUGGAUGCCAGUGGCAAGUUCAGGCCGACCGAAGCCGAUUUGAAGGACCUCUCCCCAGCAUUUCGAAGAGCUUGGGACCGGGACUUUCGCAACGCCCCAGACCGUCCACUAAUGAUCAUUGCACUAUACAAUAGUUUCUUUGGAGACUACGCAACCCUGCCUGACGAUGCAGAAUAUGUCUCGAUGGCAUGCUGGACCGCCUACCCUUACUCAAGAGGAUCAAUUCAUAUUACUGGGCCAGAGAUUUCGGAUCCCAUUGAUUUCGAUGUCGGAUAUCUGAAGGAUGCUGAUGAUGUAGAUGUGCAGAAGCAUAUCUGGUCGUACAAACUACAGCGUGAGAUGACUCGAAGGAUGAGUCUCUACCGAGGUGAAGAAGCUGGCUCGCAUCCCGCUUUUCCCAAGCACUCGAAAGCUGCGAUCGUGGAAUUCGCCGACGGCCCGGUACCAGCCAAUGCGCCCAAGAUUCAGUAUACUAAGGAGGAUGACAAGAUCAUCGAGCAGAAAGUCAGGGAGACAGUAGCCACCACAUGGCACAGCCUUGGAACUUGCAAAAUGGCACCGAGAGAGCAAGGUGGCGUGGUUGAUAACACCCUGAGCGUCUACGGCAUCAGAGGCUUGAAACUCGCCGACUUGUCGGUGCCACCGGAGAAUGUUGGUGCCAACACGAAUAACACGGCUCUCAUGAUCGGCGAGAAGGCAGCCGACAUCUUCAUCAAAGAGCUUGGCUUGAAAGCUAGGCUCUAG
Cercospora beticola is the source of this 1833-nucleotide messenger RNA. RefSeq names its product GMC family oxidoreductase. The record is from RefSeq and is a predicted model, not a curated record. Gene Ontology annotation, molecular function: flavin adenine dinucleotide binding; oxidoreductase activity, acting on CH-OH group of donors. NCBI's taxonomy places the organism in Eukaryota, Fungi, Ascomycota, Dothideomycetes, Mycosphaerellales, Mycosphaerellaceae.